Acanthosepion pharaonis is the source of this 1995-nucleotide messenger RNA. Lineage: Eukaryota; Metazoa; Mollusca; Cephalopoda; Sepiida; Sepiidae. The record is from the annotation of a GenBank genome assembly.
AUGGAUAAUUUAUUCAUUGUUUUCAGCGCCUCGUCGAGACUGUUUUUCUUCGACAUUUCUUACGCUUUAUUUUCGUUCUUCUUUUCUUCCUCUUUCCUUUCUUUUUCAUUUUUAUUUUCCUUCUCUUUUUUCUUUUUUUCCUUUUUAAUUUAUUUUCUUUCUUUUUUCUUUCUUUUCAUUUUAUUUUUAUUUUCUUUCUCUUUUCUUUCUUUCUCAUUUUUUAUUUUUUUUCACUUUUCUUUCUUUCUUUCCUUCUUCUUAUUUUUAUUUUCUUUCUUAUUUUAUUCUCUUUCUUCUUAUUGUCUUUCUUUUUAUUUUCUUUCUUUCUUUCUUUCUUCCUUCCUUCCUUUCUUUUUUCCUUCUUAUUUUCUUUCUCUUUUCUUUCUUUCUUUCUUUUCUUCUUUCUUUUUUCCUUCUUAUUUUCUUUCUCUUUUCUUUCUUUCUUUCUUUCUUUCUUCCUUCUUAUUUUCUUUCUCUUUUCUUUCUUUCUUUCUUUCUUCCUUCCUUCCUUUUUUCCUUCUUAUUUUCUUUCUCUUUUCUUUCUUUCUUUCUUUCUUCCUUUUUUCCUUCUUAUUUUCUUUCUCUUUUGUUUAUUUCUUUCUUUCUUUCUUUCUUUCUUUCUUUCUUCCUUCUUAUUUUCUUUCUCUUUCUUUUCUUUCUUUCUUUCUUAUUUUCUUUCUCUUUUCUUUCUUUCUUUCUUUUUUUCUUUCUUUCUUCCUUCUUAUUUUCUUUCUCUUUUCUUUCUUUCUUUCUUUCUUUCUUCUUAUUUUCUUUCUCUUUUCUUUCUUUCUUUCUUCCUUCCUUUUUUCCUUCUUAUUUUCUUUCUCUUUUGUUUAUUUCUUUCUUUCUUCCUUUUUUCCUUCUUAUUUUCUUUCUCUUUUCUUUCUUUCUUUCUUUCUUCCUUCACUUUUUCCAUCUUGUUUUCUUUCUCUUUUGUUUAUUUCUUUCUUUCUUUCUUUCUUCCUUCCUUCCUUUUUUCCUUCUUAUUUUCUUUCUCUUUUCUUUCUUUUUUCUUUUAUUCUUUCUUUCUUCCUUCUUAUUUUCUUUCUCUUUUCUUUCUUUCUUUCUUUCUUCUUAUUUUCUUUCUCUUUUCUUUCUUUCUUUCUUUCUUUCUUUCUUCCUUUUUUCCUUCUUAUUUUCUUUCUCUUUUCUUUCUUUCUUUCUUUCUUCCUUUUUUCCUUCUUAUUUUCUUUCUCUUUUCUUUCUUUCUUUCUUUCUUUCUUCCUUCCUUUUUUCCAUCUUAUUUUAUUUCUCUUUUGUUUCUUUCUUUCUUUCUUUCUUUCUUCCUUCCUUUUUUCCUUCUUAUUUUCUUUCUCUUUUCUUUCUUUCUUUCUUUCUUUCUUUCUUUCUUCCUUCCUUCCUUUUUCCUUCUUAUUUUCUUUCUCUUUUCUUUCUUUCUUUCUUUCUUUCUUUCUUUUCUUCUUUCUUUUUUCCUUCUUAUUUUCUUUCUCUUUUCUUUCUUUCUUUCUUUCUUUCUUCCUUUUUAUUUUCUUUCUCUUUUCUUUCUUUCUUUCUUUCUUUCUUUCUUUCUUCCUUCCUUUUUUCCUUCUUAUUUUCUUUCUCUUUUGUUUAUUUCUUUCUUUCUUCCUUUUUUCCUUCUUAUUUUCUUUUUUUUUUUUUUCUUUCUUCCUUCCUUCUUAUUUUCUUUCUCUUUUCUUUCUUUCUUUCUUUCUUUCUUUCUUCCUUUUUUUUUUUUUUUUUUUCUUUUUUCUUUUUCUUUCUUUUCUUUCUUUCUUCCUUCCUUUUUUUUUCCUUCUUAUUUUCUUUCUCUUUUUAACUGACACUUUGAUGCACUUCUUCUUCUUCUUCUUCUUCUUCUUCUUCUUCUUCUUCUUCUUUCCCAUCCUUUUUCCUCCACUUCUCCUCUUUCUUCUUCUUCUUCUUCUUCUUCUUCUUCUUCUUCUUCUUCUUCUUCUUCUUCUUCUUCUAUUGUUCCGACUCCUUUACUCAUUGUCCUUCCCUUUACCACCUUCAAAAACAGAACCUAAUCAAUAA